Molecule: messenger RNA, 2670 nt
Organism: Penicillium longicatenatum
Lineage: Eukaryota; Fungi; Ascomycota; Eurotiomycetes; Eurotiales; Aspergillaceae
Exons: 11
Coding region: 1-2670 (889 amino acids)
Molecular function (GO): ATP-dependent chromatin remodeler activity; ATP binding
Source: RefSeq, a predicted model, not a curated record
AUGUAUCAAUUUCACCCAUACCAAGACGACUUUCAAUUCAUAGAUGACCCGGGAGAUACGCUGAAGCGAAAAUGGCCAUUUGAAGAGGAUGAUUCCAUCUACUCUCCAAUAUCCUCUACAAAUCCAGCAGGAGCCUUCGAGGGGGCUUCAGUGGAAGUAAUAGAGGAAGCCACCGAGGGCGAGUCUAAUCCACAGCAGCUUGUCAGAGUCAAAACCCAACUUCAAGGCUCUGGCUUUCUCGAUGGAUUUUCACUAGAUUCCAGGUCUUCGCAAUCGUUCCAAGUACGCCAGGAAGGGCGAUUUUUCUCACUGCAGCACAACGGAGGGAAUUUUGCACGCCUUAACAAAUUAAUCAGUGGAGACCUCAGCGAAUUACUUCAAGAAUUCCCCAUGGUACGGCUAAAGGCCUUUUUAUCACGAAAAGACCUCGAGAUUGGCUCUGAAUCAUGGCGUCCCGGAAACGCGAUUACCGUUGAAAUCAACAUAUACGGACCUGAAGCUGAAUCGGAAACAAUUGGAAAGAAAUUGAGCAAAUCGGGCAACUUCUUACAACAGCCGCGGUUUGGAGCUGGGGGGAUGAAAUACGUCAAUCCUCACAUUCUUCGCAUGCCGGGCUUUUCAACUGAUCAUGAGAUCUUAGAUCUUGAUUCUGACACCGGAGAAGAUCAAGUAUUAGAGUCCCCUGGUGGCAAUGAUGAUUCCAACGAGGAUCCGAUUGAUGUAGAACAGAUACUUGACUCGCAAUUGCAACAUAUUUUGACAACAAAUAUUUCCAUCGAUCGGAGGGUCAAGAGCCCCCUUCUACAACACCAGAAAGAAGCGAUUGACUUUAUCUCGCAGCGUGAGAAAGGAGCAGCGGAUUUGGAAGGACUUUGGAAGUAUAAUGACACCGAUGAGGAUGAGCCAUUUUAUCAGCAUGUUCUCAACGGAGAAAGACGUCGAGAACCAGAUCAUGCCAAAGGUGGAAUUGUGGCUGAUGAGAUGGGUCUCGGCAAGUCUCUGGUGAUUCUUUCGGUGAUUGCUGGAUCUUUAGACGAAGCCCGACGGUUUGGUGCACAAAAGUCUCCUCAACAAACCCGGACUCCCUCCAAAGCGACGCUUAUAAUUGUGCCAUCAACGUUUUUAAUCGACAAUUGGAUAAAGGAGAUACAAAGGCAUAUUUUUUCGGCAACAUUAUUCUCUCAUCAGCACAUUGGGUGGGAGCGACACGCUGAAGAAGAAUUGCUAAAGGAGAAGGACAUAGUGUUUACGACAUAUGCAACGCUAGCAGCCGAGGCCUCACGGAAGGAUAGGGGGGAGAGCAUUCUGACAACGAUUGAAUGGUUCAGAAUCGUUCUUGAUGAGGCGCACUUUGUGAGAAACCGUUCCACAAAGCAAUUUCAAGCGGUGAUGCGUCUUUCUGCUCAGUACUAUUGGUGCCUUACCGGAACACCGAUCCAGAACGAUAUUGAGGAUCUCGGAGCAUUAGUUGCCUUCGUCAGGGUGCCGAUUCUACAACGCCCAGCUGCAUUCCGGAAACUGAUAUCCUCGCCAAUAUCUUUAAAUGUUAAAGACCGCUUUAACAAUCUUCAAACACUCCUUCGUUCAAUCUGUAUCCGGAGAACACGAGAAUUGCUGAACAUUCCCGAGCCGAUUGAGAUCCGGAAACCUCUUACCAUGGCACCAGCGGAGUGUGAGCAGUAUCGGGAGCUGUUCCUUAGAUGCAAAAUGCGCAUUGAGAUGGUUGUCUCUGGACAUCGAAAGGGAAGAUUCAACUCCACCAUUCUGGAGCUAUUUCUAGCCCUUCGUCUGUUUUGCAAUAACGGAAAAGCAGAAGAGGGAGCACCGAAAGAUAUGGAUGAAGCUCUUUCUCUACUUCAACAACAAGACCAGGACCACUGUGUCUACUGCGGCUGCACAAUACUUCACCUCAGUGAGGCUCCGGAAACAGACGGAGGGAUCAUGAUUCCUACCUGCUCACAUAUUGUGUGCCAUGGUUGUCUAAUACAGUACACGAUGGAAAAUCAGCAAUGCCCUUCUUGUGGUCCUAGUACCAUACAAUCCCAAACAACCGACGCAACUAGAUAUCAACUGGCAAGACCUUUGGGUGAGCCCACAGCCCGUCCAUUUGCGCAUUAUUCGACCAAAUUACGCGCUCUCUUAUUCGACAUAAUGCAAAACCCCUCCCAAAAAUGCAUUGUUUUCUCAAGCUGGAAGAAAAGUCUCACUCUUGUCGCUGAGAUGCUCACCAGCCAGGGCAUCGCAUAUAGCAUGAUUGAUGGAUCAUUGCCACUAUCCCGACGAAUAGCCGAGCUAAAAACAUACGAAGAGCCAGAUACCAACGUGCUCCUCAUGACCCUGGGCACAGGUGCUGUUGGGCAAGUGAAUCCACUAAAUAUUACAUCCUCAUCCUGCAUUUACCUUCUCGAGCCUCAAUGGAACCCAUCUAUCGAAGACCAAGCCAUCGGACGAGCCCUUCGACUGGGUCAGCUUUCCCGCGUGACAAUUGUUCGGUAUAUCAUGAUAGGCACGGUGGAAGAGACGCACGUUGUUCCACGCCAACGCAAAAAGCUGCAAAUUGCGGGCGGCGGAUUCCAGAAAGAAAAUAACAGGAAUGCGGACAGACUGAAGUCUUUGCGGAAUCUAUUUGAUGUCGAUUCAAUGGUGCAGGAUCCGAGAACUCUAAAUUGA